CAAUCCUGGUGCUUAUCGUUCGCUCCCUCCAGUGAUAAUCUCCGCGACCACUACUCAACUUGCGCCAAGCGCGGGGACCAGAAGAUCCCUGAAACGGGGCAAAGAGGAAGGAGGCGACAUGCCUGCCAAUCAUGCACGUCCAUGAAACUACGCUGCGACGGAAUGUCCCCUUGCAGUUCUUGUCAGAAGAGGAACAUGCCGUGUAAUAACGAACACACGAGUGUCAGCAGCAGUCUCGAGCUGGACUCGGGUUUGACCUCGGCGAAGCGCGAGAGCUGCGAGUCAUCGGACCGGGGGUCGAUCAAGUUCCUCCUCAACGGCGGUACAGAUACGUUCACGGAAGAAUUUCUGCUGCCCCCGCGCAGGGAUCGCUUUCGCAGCUUCAAUUAUCAGAGCAAAAAGGGUCUAGAGGAAGCUGGACGCUCGAUACUGCAGUACCCAAUGGGGGACGACCAGGUAGAUUAUGCAUCGGCGUGUCUCGAAUCAGACCCAGCCGCUGGGGGCUUUUUCCAAGAACAUUUCCUCGACCUCUUCAAUGGCCCCUUCCGAGACACGAUCAGGGUAGUCGACUCUUCGUAUGGGGAAGCACCCAAUAUGACGAUGGUCGUUCCCCCAGUUCCUGAACUGUUCCCAUUCGCUGAGCGGCAGACGUAUGAGUCGGAGCCAUUUGCGGCCGCUCUAUACGAUGCGAUUUGGACACGCAUCUCCUUGAUUCCCCUCGGCCCCCAGGUAAAAGAGCAAUUGACGGCGCAUCUUGACCUCCUCCUCACUCCCGAGGUGAUCCGGAAGUUCGUGUUGAUGUAUUGUAGGUACUGGCAGCCAAGUUGUGCCAUGGUCCACCUGGCCUCGAUGGACCUGAACGCGGUGCCUCUGCCCCUGCUUGCCGCGAUUGCGUUCAUGGGUGCCAUGUACUCCCCCGAUCCGCAGGAGACCCACGCGGCAAAGCAGCUGCUGGACUUUGUGGAACUUUUCAUCUUUUCCAGCGAGGCCUAUUCUGCCGAUAUCGAGGUGGCAUCGAUGUUCUCCGGGUUUGGCCAUUUUGACAUCAUAAGCAAUGAAUGGGAGCUUUUCCAAAAUUUCCAAGCAGGGUUUAUUAUCGUGAUUGUCCAGUAUUGGUCGGGGAGCCGUCCGUCACGCAACCGAGCAAUGGAGAACCGGUUUAGCGAAGUCAUCAAGGUCGCCCGUCGGUUGGGCCUUCACAAGUCUCGUCAUGUUUCCGAUCCUGAAAAAGCCCGACAAAUCCCCGAGUACCAGUGGAUCCAGACUGAAUGUCGGAUUCGUACGAUAAACAUCAUUCUCCUCUUGGACUGCGCCUUCUCGUUCUUCCAAAACUAUCCCUGUCGUCUCUCCCACAUGGAAGCUGAAUUUGACUUUCCCUGCGCCGAGUCAAUCUUCGGUCUGCGGCAUCCAUACACGGACCUCCAUUUCCAGCCCUCGCGUCAAAUGACCAUAUCGGAUGCGUUCCAAAAGCUGUUUGAGACCGACCAGAAGGAAGAUCAGAAGGAAGAGGGGCCCUUGACCCCAGAAUCAACUUCAUCUUCCAGUAUGGACAGCUUAACCGUACUGGACAUGUUCACCCUCAUCCACCUCCUCUACACCUUCAUCAACUCGCACAUGACCCUCCUCGCCCCAAUCACUAGUGUCAACCCAGCCUUCCGCCCCAAACGGUUCUUUAAUUCCGCGGAAAACUCCGAAUCCGACAUCCCCAAUGACAUGAUGAUGGAGGCCAUCAAAGUUGCGCUGUCCCGAUGGCUCAGUCACUGGACCACCCUCCGAAACAGCAUCCCCCGCAGCGAAUGGACGAGCAUGGGCUUCUUCAAAAACGGAUACAACUUCUGGCUGGUGUCGCAGUUGCUCAUCACCAAGAAGCACGGUCUGGACGUGAUCAUGCAGACGGAAGUCAAGUGCGAGGAUAAGGUCAAGAAAUUGAAAAUUCUCCUCGAGGAUGACAGUGAUUGACUAUCGUGGGAUUGGAUGGUUUUGGCAUUCAUGUUGGCCUCUGGGUACCAUAUGUGGCUGUGGACUGUCAACCGCGCGUGGGCGUGGGCGUGGGCGUGGGCGUGGGCGUGGGCGUCUACUAAUGUACAACCAGACCCUCCCCGGGUUAUGUGUAUUUGUAUGUUAUGAUAUGAUGAGGAAGAUGAUGUAUUUACGCAUGGGGCAUGUGUUUCGUGUAUGUGUGUGUAUAUGUGUAUGUAUAUCGUCGGGUGUAUAUCGUCGGGUUCAACACUAGAAUGGGUCGGGAACGAGUCUCGUG
Messenger RNA from Aspergillus heteromorphus CBS 117.55, 2257 nucleotides. Its product is annotated as fungal specific transcription factor domain-containing protein. Lineage: Eukaryota; Fungi; Ascomycota; Eurotiomycetes; Eurotiales; Aspergillaceae. The transcript is spliced from 5 exons. Gene Ontology annotation, molecular function: RNA polymerase II cis-regulatory region sequence-specific DNA binding; DNA-binding transcription factor activity, RNA polymerase II-specific. Bases 196 to 1959 code for a protein of 587 amino acids. Gene Ontology annotation, biological process: regulation of transcription by RNA polymerase II. The record is from RefSeq and is a predicted model, not a curated record. Gene Ontology annotation, cellular component: chromatin.